Messenger RNA from Phytophthora sojae, 1335 nucleotides. RefSeq lists its product as hypothetical. Bases 1 to 1335 code for a protein of 444 amino acids. The record is from RefSeq and is a predicted model, not a curated record. The transcript has a single exon. NCBI's taxonomy places the organism in Eukaryota, Oomycota, Peronosporomycetes, Peronosporales, Peronosporaceae.
AUGGCGCCUCGACCGUCCUUCUCCUUCACCGAAGCGCUGAACGCGACGUCGUCUUCUUCUUCGUCGUCGUGGGAGAACACGCUGCUCCUUCCCGAGUCGUCCGAAGAUAGCAGUGGCGCCGACCAGGACCAGGGCCACGAUUGGCUGCAGAACAAGCCCCAAACUCAAGACGCUGCUGCUCCUAGCCGCAAACGCAGCAAACCGGAGCUCUGCACCAAUGAUAAGAAGCGAAAAAUGACGUACGACGUCCGUCGCGAGCAGAAGGUGGAGCUGACAGCUCAAGUGGAGAAGCUGCAGAAGCAGCUCGACGAGCUCAAGUACCAGGUGCUCGUGGAGCAGGGGGAAGCGGCCAAGUCCAAUGAGCGCGCGGCCGCGGGGAACGUCGUACUGCAGGAAGUUAUCCAGGAGCAGCAUCUGGAGCUGGCCAGUCUGCAGGCCAUGAUCGCGGGGCAUCAGCAGCAGAAUAGUGGCUUGGUCCAGCCAGCUCACACUCUGAUUCGGUUGGGGACUGACCGGACGGAGCGCCACAACACGUUGGCAGCUCUCAAGAAGUGCAAGUUGCGCGAGGCCAAGCGGUUCAUCACUGCCAGAAGUCAAGGACUGGACCCCAGAUCGACGUAUAAUCAGGAAAACCGCAACAACUCUCCUGGGCAGGACUUUUGCCUCACUAUCUUCGAGAACAGAGCGAUCCACGGCGCCACCGCGAGGAAGGUCUUCGACGCGUUCAUUGACGUCGCUCAGAACGCGGAGAUUGUCAUCUCGGAGAUGUUCGGCAGCAUUACCAUCCGAGAAGACAACGAAGCGGAUACGCGAGACAUCUCCCAGAUGCGCUUGGUGACGUCGACGUCGAAGGGGACAAUGGUGGAGUCCAACACGGUCAUGUUCGCCGAGUUCGUGGAAGCCAAAGACGACAGCGAAGAGAGCUGCGGAGUCAUCGUAGCCGACUUUGUCGACUCGGACGAGCUUUAUCCGUUUAAACCCAAGGAGCGCGCACGACGAGACACAACGACCGUGUUCAUGAUCCGCUCCUUCAUGUUGCCUGUUGCUGAUAGUGAGAGCGCUUGCGAGAUCAAAGGAAAAUCCAAAACUUCGCAGAAGAAGGAGCUUGUGGUUGUCGGUUCCCGGUGGUCGUGCUCCAAAAUUCGGCGCAGCGAAAUGAAUCUGUCCGCGGACGCGAUGCGAGAGCUGCAGGAGAGCACCGUCUCGUUCGGGGACACGAUGAAGAAGUGUAUUCAGCAGCGGCUGGGGAAAAAGCGAGUAUUCGAGCCAGCAGGAAACCCACGCACUGCAGCAAUGACUCGUAACAUUUCUCGGCGUGAUAACCAUCUUCGUUGA